Lates calcarifer (barramundi perch) is the source of this 1799-nucleotide messenger RNA. It is a transcript of the gene cdca5, whose product is annotated as cell division cycle associated 5. The coding region runs from base 147 to 920 and encodes 257 amino acids. The transcript has a single exon. The record is from RefSeq and is a predicted model, not a curated record. NCBI's taxonomy places the organism in Eukaryota, Metazoa, Chordata, Actinopteri, Centropomidae.
GGUAACGUCACCGGAAAACACGCUUUCGUCCUUUUUACGCGACUAGGGCGGGCGAUUUGAGCGGACUCAUCGAAACCAAGAAACUACCGUUUGUGUUGCAAAAUACACACGACACGAAUCGGUUGUUUUCCCGGUAGAAGGUCAGUAUGAACGGAGGGACACCUCAAAGCAUAAUGUCGGAGACAAAUAAUCUCAACAGCUCGCUGCGGAGACGGUCACCACGGCUGAGUUCUCCUCAGGAUAACUUAAAAACGGACAAGAAAAUGGCGCCUGCGUCUGUCGCCGUCAAACGCUCCAUAACUGUGAGGAAAAUAGCUCCCAGAAAAACAGUAGCACCGUCGGAAAAUAACAAGGAAAAUACGCCGAGACGCUCGGAGGGCAGCCAGCAGAAGAAGCAGAAGGUCUCCACCCCAGGUCCUACACCGGGUCGUGGCGGCUCCUCCUCGGUUGAGAAGAAGAAGGAGAAGAAGAAGGCCGCUAUGCCCUCACCGAUCAUCCCCUCGUCGCCGCCGCCCUCUCGUUCCCAUCAACCGGCCAUGGAUCCAGAGGACGAGGUGUGGUCGCAGAAAGUGCGCCGGUCCUACAGCAGGCUCAGCGACAAGUCAUUCAACAGCCCCAACUCCCGUGAGACUUUAUUCGGCUUUGAGAAGCUACAGACCCCCGAAGUGGCCCGGAGUGCCCGGCAGUCCAAGACAGGUCUAGAGGCUUCUGGAUCCCUGUCAUGUCUGAACUCAUUCACGUCUCUACUCGAGGUGGAUGACUGUGGUUCAGCUUUCCCCGAGCCGGACCCAAAUAUCCCAGGAGUGGCUGUGGUGAAGGAGAAGAGGAGGAGGAAGAAGGUCCAGCAGAUAGACGCCACAGAGCUGGACGUACUGGCCGCAGAGAUGAACGCAGUGUUUGAGGAAGGCAGAGGAGUUUGAGCUGGUCGUGGAGUAAAACACUGAGACUGACAGACUUGGACAGACUGAAGGAAUCUCCUGUGGCAUGUUGUUUUUGUCACUGACAUGCUGAGAAAACAUUGACUCUGGGAGGACAACACUCUGUGCUUCAUACUCAAAACAAAAACGUUUUUGUAUAUUUCCAGUUCUUCAUAUUGUACAUUUUGAUUCUUUGGAUUUUCCUAUGUUUGGUGUUCCAUUUAAAUGCUCUUAAUGUGGUUGUCUAAGUCUUUAUGUGCAUAGUAUAGUCUCACAUAAGUAUUGUUUUGAUUUCAAAAUGGCCAGUAGUUAGACAAGUAAAAGCAUGUUCUUUCUUUCCAUUGCAGUUAAAACCUUGAUACAGAUUAUAUUUAGGAGUUGAAAUGGUUAACUGAUUAGUCGCUUGAAAGACAAAUAAUCAGCAACUAUAAGUUAUUCAUUUUUUCAGUUGUUUUUCAAGCAGAAAAGUGAGCCAUGCCAAAUAUGAUCAGGAUUAGCAUCAUUUCUUUUGUUAUACAUCACAUCAGAUCAUUGUAAACUAUUGGUCAAACAAGACAUUAAAAGACAUCAUACUGUGGCUCUCCAAAAUCAUAAUGGUCGUUCAUUUAAAUGAAUAUUUGGCAGAUUAGUUGAUAAUGAAAACAAUUGUUGUUUGCGGCCCUGAUUACCUUUUAUGUUACUUGGAAUUGUUGACUUGGAAUGACAUGACUGUAUUUUGUAAAUUUAAUGUUUUCAAAAUAGACUUGGAAUAUGUUUAUGUUCUUUGCUCCUCAGCCACAAACUGGUUAAUUGUGCAUGUGGAAGUUAUAAGUGGUGCAGAAACAUUAAAACAUAAUUUGCAGGACUGAUACAAUGUGAACGCUAUAAACACACAUAGACUGA